AUGCCUUCCGAUAUCAUUUGGCCUGAGAAGUACCUUCCAGGUACAACAGAUAAUUAUGUAUCCAAUGAGGUCAUCGUAAAGGGCCUUACCGCCGCGCAAGUCUGGCCCUUCCUUGUCGACAUUAAUCAAUGGGAAUCAUAUUAUGACAAUUGCUCCCGGAUAACACCACCAUCAUCUGGGUCUAUUCUUAAACAGGGGGAUAACUUCAAAUUUUCUACUUUCGGUUUCGAGCCUCUCCCAGCUCAGGUUGUUGAGUCUGUAGCUCCGACUGAAAACUCGCCCGGUCGUAUCGCCUGGCGGGCUUGGCAAGAUGGAGAUGAAAAUACAUCGCUGGAUGUUUACCAUGCUUGGAUAGUGGAGGAUCUUGAAUGGGGUGUGGUGCGUAUUUUGACGCAAGAGUCUCAGAUUGGCAAGCCAGCGGUCGAAUUAGCUAACCAGAAACCAAACCCCAUGCUGCUGGGACAUCAAAAUUGGCUGGAUAGUUUAGUUGAAUAUACGAGGACGAAUAAGAAAUAA
This is a messenger RNA of Clonostachys rhizophaga, 516 nucleotides long. The record is from the annotation of a GenBank genome assembly. Lineage: Eukaryota; Fungi; Ascomycota; Sordariomycetes; Hypocreales; Bionectriaceae.